Messenger RNA from Drosophila mojavensis, 3082 nucleotides. RefSeq names its product protein tramtrack, alpha isoform. Gene Ontology annotation, molecular function: protein binding; DNA binding. Gene Ontology annotation, cellular component: nucleus. The record is from RefSeq and is a predicted model, not a curated record. The transcript has 7 exons. Lineage: Eukaryota; Metazoa; Arthropoda; Insecta; Diptera; Drosophilidae. Bases 368 to 2506 code for a protein of 712 amino acids. Gene Ontology annotation, biological process: regulation of transcription by RNA polymerase II.
AUCUCGUCAGUUGACUUUGAACAGUUAAGCCGGUCGGUUGGUCGCUUGGUUCGUUGGUCAGCGCAACGGAAUAAAACAGGCGAAAGCAAGCCAAUAGUAUACGUCAUUAACCGUUACACUGCUGAGGCAGAAAAAACAAAAGAGCGCGCGUUGCAAACCAUUUUGCUUCUUCAUAUGAAUUCUGGAAUUUGUUUUUUUUUUGGUUAAGUUUUUUUGUUGUUGUUUGAAAGCAGAUAAAAGUGUUCGGCGAAGAAAAAUGUAUGAAUGAAUUUUUAGCGCGUUUUUAAAUAGAAGCAGCUUGAAUCACAAUAAUUAAAAAACAUAAGGAAAAGAUUGUUGAGCAACGGAGCCAUUCGAAUCGUUCACGAUGCUGCCGCAGCAAUAUUGCCUGCGCUGGAAGUACCAUCAUAGCAAUCUGCAGACGAUGUUCUCGCAGCUGCUGGACCGCGGAUGCUUCUGCGAUGUGACGCUCGCCUGCGAGGGCCAAUUGAUAAGGGCCCAUCGUGUGGUGCUCUGUGCGUGCAGCACCUUCUUCGACUCGGUGCUGUCGAAUUAUGCCAGCGAACGUGAUCCGAUCAUCAUCAUGAAGGAUGUCACCUUCGCCGAGGUCAAGUGUCUCAUCGAAUUCAUGUAUAAGGGCGAGAUCAAUGUGGAGCAUGCCAGCUUGCCCUCGCUGCUGAAGACCGCUGACGAUCUGAAGAUCAAGGGCCUCGCCGAGGUUACCUGGCGCGAUGACGACGAUGGGCCGCCACCUCCGAUGCCGGCUGCCGAGUUCCAUUCGCCUCCACGCAGUCUGGCUGAGAGCUAUGGCCACGAUCUGGUAAAUCAGCAGGCGGCGCAUCUACAGCCACAGCUCUCGCUCGCACACAGCGAUCGGGAACGGGAAAGGGAACGUGAACGUGAACGUGAACGUGAACGUGACCGUGAACGUGAACGUGAACGCCAUUCGCCAGCGGGUCUGGAUAAUGUCUUGGGUCUGAAUGCCGGCACUCGGUUGCCCGAUUUGACGCCCCUGCCCAGUGCCAGCGCUGGCUUGGACUGCCCAGCGACCGUCUCGGAUCCGUUUCUGGGACCCAAACGCAAACGGGGACGUCCUCCGCUGGAUGACACAUACGAUGUAUUCAAUGUUCGCAAACUGGCUCAAUAUGCUGCAAACUUGGAGCCGGCACAGCGCGCAUAUUUGGAGUCGACGCGUCCCUUUGUUGAGGAAACGUUGCCAGUAGCACAUUCCGCCGCAUUGGCGUCGCCGCCUGCUGCCUGCCCGCCCAAGCAGCGCCAGCGUCUGCGCCAGCAGCAGCAGCAGCAGCAACAGUCGACGCCAGCACAAAUGGAGUUGGGGGAGCGCGAAUUAGACGCAACACAGGAUUGGGCCAAAGAGUCAAGCCCCAAGCUAAGCGAUGUGGAGCUAAAGACAGAGCUGGAGCUGAGCAACGAUGCGAGCACUAUGCAGGCAACAACAACAACAACAGCAGCAGCAGUUGGAAUCGCUACCACUGCGCCGCUCUCCAGCUCCGCCAAGAAGCUGGUGGAGAAGCCGGUCGAGCGACGCGAGCGUCAUGGCAAGCUGCGUCAUGCCACGCGUCGGCUUUACGGCGAACAUGAAAAGUCCGCCGAGAAGAAGCGCACAACAGCAGCGGCAAGCGAGUCGCCGGCAUUGGAUCAGCUGACGUCGCCCGAGCCGGGUGACCUGAGGGCGAGCGCGGCCGAUGUCGAUGUCAAUGCUGACGGCGACGCCAACGCCGACGCGUUGCCAAAGCCCGUCGAGGAGAUCGAGAAUGAGCAUUUGGUGGCAAAUCGAGCCGAUUCGCCAGCUCUGCUGCCGGCUGCCGGCUUUGGUGGCAAGUACUUGAUCAACGAUCAUGGCAUGCUAAUGGCACACGAUUUUGCGCCCAAUGCGGUGGCCAGCGCUGCGGUUGCGGCCGCUGCGGCAGCGGCAGCUGUUGCUGUUGCCACUGCCAAUGGUAGCGGCGGCAGCGGCAACAACAACAACAACAACAACAGCAGCAGCAACAACAACAACAACAACAAUGCGUCUGCAAGUGGCAUCGAGCAUGCCGGCGACUAUGCCGAGGUCAAGCUGGAGGAUUACGAUGCAGCUGAGCUGCGGCUGACCAACGAGGAGCUAACCCAGUGGCAGGAUGUCAUCAAAAUGGAUGACUAUUUGGCCAAGGGGCGACGUCCACAGUUCUGGGAGGAGCCAUUCACCAAGCGCGUACUUGAUGCCAUCAAAAACAAAAGACUUGAAAUGAAGAAGGCGGCUCGCAUCUUGGGCGUCUCCUAUGGAACGCUCUACGGGCGCUAUCGCGAGGUCUACGGCUGUCUGAAGCAUCCCUAUAGCGGCACCACUUUCCGCAAUUCCGUCGCCUCCUCCGCAGGCAGCCAGCUGUCGGUGCAGCCGCGAUUCGAUCUGAGUUUCCGCAGCAGCAACGUUUUACCCACCCCACUGGAGCUGGGCAAGCUGCGGCAAAAGGAUCUCAGUGAGCUCUGGACGCGUCCGCAGAUAUGAAAACCAACGAAGGUGUUGAAAAAUCUCAAACGUCGACCCAGAUUGAUCUAAUCUUAGUGUUAAGCACAAUUUCGAUAGGCUAAUAUACUUAUGGUCUAUAUACCCACAAAACAAACAAACAAAAAAACAUUCAACAAAAAGACAGUUAAGUUAAGCGUGAGGCUAGUUUAAGAUAAUCGAAAGGAAAACAAAAAAAUAUGAAGAAAAUAUUUUAAGAUUUCCUCAUCAUUUUCUGCAUGUUAUAAAACUGUUUGAAUAUAUAUAUAUAUAUAUAAAUCCAUAUAUACAUACACUUAUAUAUAUAUAUUGUGUAUUGUAUUAGAGUGGUAUUAUCUAACAUUCAAUGUGAGUGAAGUAGCUAUUUUGUGUCAGUAGUGAAAUUUAAAUACAAUUUAAAUUAGUUUUUCAAAAAUAUAACUUAAUGGGGAUACAAAAAAAAUCAACUAAAAAUUAUAUAUACAUAUAUGAAUUAAACAAAUAACGAAAGUACACAAUUUUUUGAUAAUAUUACAAAAACAAAAGUAUUACAUAUAAACUUUAUAUGAUUAAAACAAAAUCACAUGAAAUAUUACAAAA